CAACUCGGAGUUCAGCGAUAGACUCAGAGUUUGUUGAACCUCCUUCCCCUCUGGAAUACCCCCCAUUUUCGAAAAAUAAAUUGUAUCAUAACAGCCGACGUCACUAGCAACCGCCGUCGCAUUACAAUGACGUUGUUAGUGAACGCGCAGAAGGAACUUUGUAGGCUACGACUGUUGUCGCUCUGAAUCCUCGAUCACAUCUUUCUGUCACAGGACCAGUUUUUCGUCCAGGGCGAGUUGAGCAGGUUUGUUAUUGGCCUGAUGGCAGCUGGCGGUAAAGCAUUCGAACAUGUAAAAAAAACCAUCUUAUCAGCUCAUGAAAGCACCUUAUCAGGAGAAAAGGUCACCUUCUACAACUCCUGGGCAGAGAGCUAUGAUCAGGAUGUGGCUGUUUUGGACUAUCGAGCUCCAAGUCUGGCAGCAAACAUCAUUUCAUCCCACUUCAGCAGCGAUCGGGAAGCAGCUGUAGUGUUGGAUGUGGCCUGUGGUACAGGACUGGUGGCCAGACAGAUGAAGAGUCAUGGAUUUGGACAUUUUGUGGGGAUCGAUGGAAGCGAGGCUAUGUUGAUGAUGGCCAGAGACAGCGGCUUAUACCAGGACCUGAAGCAGGCCAUGCUGGGAGAGGAGCCACUACCUGUCCAAAAGGAUUUGUUUGACGUGGUUGUGAUCGUUGGAGCACUAAGUAUUGGUCAGGUCUCAGUUGGUGUCAUCAGAGAGUUGUGCAAGUCCACCAAACCAGGUGGCCACGUUUGCAUGACAACCAGAAGUAACCGUGACAACGUGGACUAUAAAGCGUCUCUGGAGCGUGAGCUGAAGCAGAUGGAGGACGAAGGGCUGUGGACUUGUUUAGAGGUGGCUGAGGUGGAGGAGUGGGAGAGAGCGGUGUCAGAGGACGAGGAGGGCUACAUAUCUGGAGCUGUGUACCUCUAUAAGAAACUAUAACACAUCGAACAACUACAAAGACGUGACAUUAACACACCCACGGAACAACUCAAAAAGAUUGUGAAGGUCCAAAUGGCUCAUUUUUACAAACUUUUCACAAUUUACUUUGUCUUAAAGUUCAAGAUGCAGAGCUAUAAGAAUCAAAAUGUUCAUGACUAAAGUUUUCCAUUUGAACAAUAUUCAUGUUUAAUUCAUAGGCAUGCUUUAUACUUGGCAACUGAAAGAAAGAAUCAAGAUUCUUGCAUAUAUGUAGACUAGAUUGUUAGUAUCCAAUAACUGCUUCCUAAUAGAAAAUUGUAGUAUAAACAUGAUAACCUUGAAAUGAAAAUUGAAUAUGAACAUGACGUUUUGACUUUGUAAUUCAGUAGUCUACUAAAUCCCAGGCAACCCAUUAUCAAUGAAAGUGGCUUUAUAAUUAGAAAAAAGGCUUUGAAGUAAAAACACCAAAUCAUUUCAUUUAAAUUACCUGUUGCUACACACAAGCAUGGAUUGUUAAAAUUAUGUAUUUACUUGGAUAAAAACCCUCAAUUUUUACAUCAAAAUAUUUAUAGAAACGUAGAUUUGAACAAAGUCUUGAGCUAAGUUUUAAUAUUUCAUUCAAUUGCAAACUUUUAUUCCAAUUAACGAUUCCCUCCUAUCUGCCCAGAGUAAGAUUAAAGUUAAAGUGUUCUACCAGUUUGUAGCAGCUUGUAUUUUCUCACCAGCACUGAGAUCAUAUCGAAUCAUCUGAAGCUUCGAGCCAAGCUAUCAAACAAAAAACACAUGUUGUUUUUCCCAUUAGUUCAGGCAGCUAAAGUCUGGAAGUUUUAAUAUUUCAUUUUCAUUUUUAUGUCAAAAUAUUUAUAGAAACGUUGUGACAAUGUGUCUUUUUCUCAAUAAGAGGAUAUGGGCUUCAAAAAUGCUAGAUUUGAACAAAGCUUUGAGUCAGGUUUUCAUAUUUUAUUCAAUUGUGAACCUUAUUCCAAAUUACAUAUGAACAUGGACAGUGAUAAUAUUCUAUUAAACAACAACAACAACAAUCAAUGAAA
This is a messenger RNA of Gasterosteus aculeatus aculeatus (three-spined stickleback), 1970 nucleotides long. RefSeq names its product methyltransferase like 27 (gene mettl27). Lineage: Eukaryota; Metazoa; Chordata; Actinopteri; Perciformes; Gasterosteidae. The record is from RefSeq and is a predicted model, not a curated record.